This is a messenger RNA of Hypoxylon trugodes, 1647 nucleotides long. RefSeq lists its product as uncharacterized. The record is from RefSeq and is a predicted model, not a curated record. The transcript has a single exon. Lineage: Eukaryota; Fungi; Ascomycota; Sordariomycetes; Xylariales; Hypoxylaceae. Bases 471 to 1301 code for a protein of 276 amino acids.
UUCUCUUUUGUUUUCCUCAUAACUCUUCCUUGUAUCUCGAACUAAGGAGCGGUGUCGCCAACAUGGGCGGUGAAACAAAAGAUAGGGGUAUGACCGUGCCCACUUAAGGCCAAGUCUUUGCCCAUAUAAAUGACACCAAGGACCAACAACUUGAGGAUCAAAUCAUCUUCAACCAUCUCUAUAGCCACAAUGAUAUCUCACUCUCCAACUGCUUCUCGAAGCCCCACCACAUGAUAUAGACUCUUGUUGCUUGACUAUCUUACACGCAUAUUCCCGACUAAACCGGAUAUAACGGAGAUGAUCUCUCAUGUCAAGCUGUUUGCUAUAGGCUACUAUCUAAAUCUCUGAAUCUAACAUUUCGCAUAUUUCCGAAAAGUUUUGUUGCCAUAUUCUAUAAAUUCCCUCUUAAGAUUCUAAACUUCAAAAUCAAAAUAAUCCUAAAUAAUCCGAAACACCUAGAAACCGAAGCAAUGACUGGUUUCAACGAUCUACCUCUAGAACUUCGAAGUCUCAUCUGGGAGUACUCCCUCCCAGGUCCACGGAACGUCUCCGUGGACAUCCAACGGCACACCCGCGCCCCAGUCAUCUUCCACAUAUGCCAAGAGUCCCGCGCCGAAGCGCAAAGAAUCGGGCAUUACGAACUAGCCUUCCCAGUGCCCACCACGGACCUAAAAGUCAACAAAGGGCGCGUGAUAUGGUUCAACUUCUCGCAUGAUCGACUCUGCGUCGACAAAUUCCUGCUCUGGCUAGUAAUAUGCCCUGAGAGCUCGCAACCACUUCGCUCCCUCGGGUUAAUGUGUGUGCGUCCGUUAAUAUGCUGGGAAAUCCUAAGUCACAUCGGAAACUGGCGAAAAGCGCUUUCCGGGCUCGAGGAAGUAGUGCUGAUUCGCAAAGACGAUAACGACGCGGAUCAUGCUAAGUUGGUGGAUACCGCGUCCGUGCCCGCGCCUGUGGAUACGUAUCGCCGGUGUCCGCUUAUUAAACCGUAUUGGACGAUACCGAUGCGAGUCCAGAUUUCGCGGGCGGAGGGGAAUCCGUUUGAUGAUCCGUUGUGUGCGCCGUCGAUGGAUAAGUCGCAUGCUUAUGUUUUUCGUUGCGCUACGACUGGGGAGGUCGAGGUUCAGGUACUUUCCAGGCAGCGAUUGCGCCAGUUUAGGAAGGAAGAGGAAUGUAUCGGUGAAAAUGGGUUAUUAAUGGAAAAUGCGUCUGUUCUGGGAUUUAAAGGGUGCCCGAAACACCCUUGGGAGUCGGGAGGCAAGAAACACAUCAAGACUGGUAUCACAGCCGUCGACGAUACAUAGUAGUCUUAUUAUAAUUGAGGUUGCCUGUAAAUAAAUACUCGAAAAAUUAAUGAUAAUUCUAUUUUCAAUUAGUAUUACUUCGAAUGUUGCAAUAAUGGAUCCUCUUCGUCAAGCUUCAGUAUAAGAUUACCUAAUCAACGUGUAACCCCUUUAUCUCGUUACACCGACUGUAUAGUGUACCACAAUAGAUCUUUUGGCAGAAAUAUCAUCAAAUUUUGGCCAAGAUAUACAGGAUGUGGGAAAAGUCAUAAAAGCCCAAAUCCUCGAAAAUGUCGCUGAGAGUAUUCACAUAAACAAGCCAAUAAUCCAUCAAAUAUCACAAAGCAACCAUCCAUAAGACCGUAUU